GCUGGCAGAACUGACUGAUUUGGGGAGACUAACACUGCCUUUGUCCCCACAGGCUAGAAGACACUUAUGGGUGUCCUUAUGACUUUGUCGAAGUGUUCGAUGGAAAGCAAGUUGCCUCAUUGUCCAUGGGCAAAGUCUGUGCUGGGGCAGAACUCACUUUCCUCUCCUCCUCCAAUUCCAUGACAGUGGUGUUUAAAAGUGACGCCAUGAUCACCAACACAGGGUUCUGUGCUCUGUACAACACUGUUCACCAAGACGAAAGGCAGAACGGUAUUGAUGACACAUCAAGCAGAGGACCAGCAGACCCCUCCGGUGACGUCAUGACAGCUCAGCUGUCCUGUUUGCCUCUCCUCUUCCAAGCCGUCAUUGACCGAGGUUAUCUCCGGAGAUUAGGCUACUCCUCCUGGGACAUCCAUUUAAAUGAUAGGAUGUGUCGCCCCCAAGUCACUGGGCGUUACCUCAUCUUCAAUAUUCCUUAUGGCCACUGUGGCACCAUCAGGCAGGAGCAUCAAGGCUCUCUCAGCUACUCCAACUCCAUCAGAGGCAGAACUCAAGGCCACCCUGGCCGAGUCAUCGUGAGGCACAAGGUGCCCCAGGUGAAGUUCACCUGCAAAGUGGAUGGCCAGUCUGCAGUGGGAAAUUGUGCAUGGGAGUGACUCUCAGAAGGAUGACGUAAGCUACGAUGUGUCGAUUUCAUUCCUCCAGUCGCCUGCAUCCCAGAAUAUGGGGGUUGGAGCUCCUUCCUAUACCCAUCAGAGGGAAGAGGUCUUCCUCCAGGCCACCCUCCAAAGCCACAAUCUCAAUCUGAGGCUUGUCGUGGAUACCUGUGUGGCUUCCCCUGACGCCAGUGAUUUCACAACUGUCAAGCAUGAACUGAUUCAGGAAGGGUGCAUCAAAGACAAUUCCUACUCCAACCUCCAUACCUCUGGGAAGAACGUGGCCCAGUUCAAGUUCAACGCCUUCAGCUUCCUCAAAAGCUACGAUGUGGUCUACCUGCAGUGUAAGGUUGCUGUCUGCCCGAUGCUCACAAGGCUGUAUGAGGAGGGGGAGGAGAGGCACAGGCUCUGCAGAGGCCAGCGAAGAAUCAGCUGAAUACAUCCAAACAGUGGGGCCACUGAAGAUCCACAGAGCAGGCCAUCAGAGCAAGGCCCUGGUGUGAUCUCUCUCGCUGUCACACGAGUGUGUCAGGAAACUGGAAGCAAGGUCUGUUUCUUACCAGGAAGCACUGUUUGGUAGCCCAGAAGCCAGACAUUGGCAGUACUAUCUACUCUAUCCAUUGAGAUGGGCAGGAGAAGCCAAGGGAUUUCUUCUCUGGGUUUGUCACUAACCAAUCCUGAGCACUAACUUCUAAGGCAGUUUGUCUGUUUGUAGGCAAAAUAGGAAAAUAAAGAAUGCUGAUUCUGUUAUUCCUCACUCUCAAAACCUUGACCAUUAGAAAAAGCAGGGUUGUCUCUCUUUCUCCUGUGGGCACUUAAAGAUUAUUUUUUAAAUAUCUGUUACUGUUUGAGUGUUGAUAGGUGGGUGGGCCUCUUUCUGUUUCUCUGGAAAUGUGAGAAUUCAUAUCCAAAUCCUGCCAGCUAUCAGAAAAUUUAAAUAAAAAUAAAA
Molecule: messenger RNA, 1605 nt
Organism: Myodes glareolus (Bank vole)
Lineage: Eukaryota; Metazoa; Chordata; Mammalia; Rodentia; Cricetidae
Source: RefSeq, a predicted model, not a curated record